CCCGCCGCCCGGCUCAGGUCCCGGCACCCAGAGUCGCUGGGCCAAGGGCCGGGGCCGCGGGGCGAGGGGCAGGCCGGCGAGCCGCAUGGAGCCCCGGGCCGCGGACGGCUGCUUCCUAGGGGACGUGGGUUUCUGGGUGGAGCGGACCCCCGUGCAUGAGGCAGCCCAGCGGGGUGAGAGCCUGCAGCUGCAGCAGCUGAUCGAGAGUGGCGCCUGUGUCAACCAGGUCACAGUGGACUCCAUCACGCCCCUGCAUGCGGCCAGUCUGCAGGGCCAGGCACAGUGUGUGCAGCUACUGCUGGCAGCUGGGGCCCAGGUGGAUGCCCGCAACAUUGAUGGCAGCACCCCACUCUGUGACGCCUGCGCCUCGGGCAGUGUUGAGUGCGUGAAGCUCCUGCUGUCCUAUGGGGCCAAAGUCAAUCCCCCCUUGUACACAGCGUCCCCCCUGCAUGAAGCCUGCAUGAGUGGGAGUUCUGAAUGUGUGAGGCUUCUUAUUGACGUGGGAGCCAAUCUGGAAGCACACGAUUGCCAUUUUGGGACCCCUCUGCACGUCGCCUGUGCCCGGGAGCAUCUGGACUGUGUCAAAAUGCUGCUCAAUGCAGGGGCCAAUGUGAAUGCAGCCAAACUUCACGAGACGGCCCUUCACCACGCGGCCAAGGUGAAGAACGUGGACCUCAUUGAGAUGCUCAUUGAGUUUGGAGGCAACAUCUAUGCCCGGGACAACCGGGGCAAGAAGCCGUCCGACUACACGUGGAGCAGCAGUGCCCCUGCCAAGUGCUUCGAGUACUACGAGAAGACACCUCUGACCCUGUCACAGCUCUGCAGGGUGAGCCUGAGGAAGGCCACUGGCGUCCGCGGGCUGGAGAAGAUCACCAAGUUAAACAUCCCUCCCCGGCUCAUUGAUUUCCUUUCCUACAACUGAACAGCGGGAGCAGGGGCCAGGCAGGCUGGGACUCACCUGGCCGCUUCCCUGGCUGUGCCCAGUGCUGGGUUGGAGAGAUUCUGCCUGUUUGUUUGAAACGGCAUAAAUGCUAUAGAUAGAAUGGCGCUCCUUUGAGUGCUUUCUGGCUGUCCUGUUCCAUCUUCUCUCCUGAAUCCUGGGAUAUUUCCAAGGCAUCGGGAAGGCCUGUGUCUCAGAUCACAGUUGUGGCUGUGUCCCUGUGCUGUCUCACCAGUCUCCCUCUUUUCUCCAACCUGCCUCAAAGGCUCUCUCAGGACAGGUGGCUUAAGGAGAACCGAGGAGGCAGGCGGGGCUGGGGCCCCAGGCACUGCUGUCGGUUUCCAUGCUACAGACACACCUGGUCCCAGCUGCUGGCCAUCUCUGAGCCAGCACCAGGCAGCCCUUCGUGUUCAAAGGUGGGAUCCUGACCCCGUGGCCUGGGACAGCCACUCUGCUACCACUUGGAUGCUUUUUCUGGAGAAGUGGUUGGCAUUCUCCAUGCCCACCUGUGCCCGGGUGUAUCUGUCACUCAGGGGCUUUAUAUGGAUCUUAGUGGGGGAAGGCUCUGGCUUUGUACCCCCACAACUAGCACAGUGUUUCUUAGGAAGUUUGUCUUCAAUAUUAGGUCUCAACUCUUUAAAAAAAGUUUACGUGGGAUAAAAACUUUUAGCAGUUGUCGAGGCUGCUGUAACACUAAUGUUUUGUAAAUGAGCCAUUCAAACAGAAGAGGACAUGAUGGCAUGUUAGUGUAUGUCUCACGGAAGUCAUUUCCAUUAUAAAGGGCUGUUGGGAGACUCCUUAGGGAUUGUUUUUCAUCUGUUUCCACAGUUGCCAAAUGAAUUUUUCACCCACCUGAAGUUUCGCUAACUCCUUGAAGCUAUAAAAUGAGGAGAAGCAGUUGCCAGCACCCAGUGGGUGCUAUCACUCGCUAAUCCUUCCAUUUUUGUGGAUAAUAACAGUAACUGAUUCUACAUGAUAAGCCACAAGGUGAAAUAUUUAGUAGUCUAUUCAGACUGCAUUUGCCCACCUAAAAUUCUGUAUCUCAACAACAACAAAAGCCACACACAACAGGGAGAUGAACUAGAGGAAUUUUGUAUAGUUAAUUCAGGUGUAUCUGGUUUCUGGGGAAAUGGAGACAGCACCACUUAUGAAUGUUCACGUGGUCAGUGUGCCCAGAAAUGGGAACAGGGUGGUCACCAGAUACUUCCAGGUCUGCCUCAGCCUCCCACCCCUAAAUAGCAUGAGACGGAGCCGGCCCAGGUGAUGCCAAUUGUGUCACAUGACCAGAGGCAUCUCUCCACACGGUUACUUGGGUGGGGCCACAGAUCUGGUGAAAAACUUCAUGCUGGUGCCCUGAGUAUUUCCUUUCUCCAGUGUGUUAGCCGUCGUCGUGGCGGGACUUCCUCUUAAACCGAGAAGAGCCAUUCUCAUUCUGUUAUAGUCUUAGAUACAAGUUCUGGAUAAAUCAUUGUUUCUGCAUGGAAUAAUAAUUUUUUUAAAAAAGCGUUGGGUUCUGCCCCUUUCAUCUUCAUAAAGAAACUUGCCUCUAGCCAUGAAAUCUGCAACCAUGUCUACCCCGUAUAACACUUAGUACAGACCAGAUCCCCACACUCAAUGAAAUAUUGCUCAAUAAAAGUGGGUGAAUGAGGUUUA
Messenger RNA from Cynocephalus volans (Philippine flying lemur), 2593 nucleotides. It is a transcript of the gene ASB13, whose product is annotated as ankyrin repeat and SOCS box containing 13. NCBI's taxonomy places the organism in Eukaryota, Metazoa, Chordata, Mammalia, Dermoptera, Cynocephalidae. Gene Ontology annotation, molecular function: protein binding. The record is from RefSeq and is a predicted model, not a curated record. The coding region runs from base 86 to 922 and encodes 278 amino acids. The transcript has 6 exons. Gene Ontology annotation, biological process: intracellular signal transduction; protein ubiquitination; positive regulation of protein catabolic process.